AUGAAGGUAAGCCAGAAAAUCGCCCUGGCGGAGAAGGAGGACCGCGUGUGGUGGUCUUUUGAGUAUUUCCCUCCCCGCACAGCACAGGGUCUCCAAAACUUACUGGACCGUAUUGAGCGUAUGCGAGCACUGGGCCCUGAGUUCAUAGACAUUACAUGGAAUGCUGGUGGUCGUACGUCUGACCUCACAUCUGAAAUGGUCAAGACCUGUCAAAAGCUUAUCGGCAUGGAGACAUGCAUGCACUUGACUUGCACGAAUAUGCCCCGGGAGAAAGUAGACGUCGCCCUCAAAGAAGCCAAGGAACAUGGGUGCCGGAAUGUGUUGGCUCUCCGAGGAGAUCCGCCCAUGGGCAAGGACGAGUGGGAGGCGGUCGAAGGCGGGUUUGUUCAUGGAAUCGACCUAGUCAAACAUAUACGCUCGCAGUACGGGGAUUACUUCGAUAUCGUCAUUCCUGGCUUCCCACAACAUGUGCUUUUGCCUCCUGAAGAAUUCGCUUUAGAACUCCAAUAUCUAAAGGAGAAGAUCGACGCUGGGUCAAAUCUCAUCUUUACGCAGAUGUUCUAUGACGUAGACAUCUUCAUCAAGUGGGUCCAUGCGGUUCGUGCGGCCGGCAUCACCAUCCCCAUUGUGCCUGGCAUCGCCCCCAUCCAAACUUGGAAUGGAUUCCAGAAGGCGACAAGUCUGGCGAAGACGAAGAUUCCGCAAUUAUUCCUCGAUGCGCUUGAGCCGCACAAGAAUAACGAUGAAAAGGUUCGGGAAAUUGGGACCAAACUUGUCGCGGACGUGUGUCGCUAUUUACUUGAUGCGCAAAUUGGUAUCAAGGGCUUGCACUUCUACACGAUGAACCUGGAGAAAGCUACCCGCAUGCUGCUUGAGGAGUUGAAUCUCGUUCCCCGGAUACAAACCGUUAAACCUCUACCUUGGAGACAGUCGCUCACACCCAACCGUCGGGCGGAAACUAUCCGCCCCAUAUUCUGGGCGAAUCGCACACGAUCCUACCUGUCACGCACUGAAAAUUGGGAUGAAUAUCCCAACGGCCGAUUCGGAGAUUCACGUAGUCCUGCAUACGGCGAACUGGAUGGCUAUGGUAUCUGGAUCAAACAAUCUAAAGAAGAGGCACUACAGCUUUGGGAUAGUCCCACAUCAGCUGCAGAUAUUGGUCGGCUGUUUUCCAAAUUCUGUUUAGGCCAGCUCCGUGCGCUUCCUUGGUCAGACCAAGCGCCGUCCUCAGAGACAACCGUCAUUGCCACGCAGCUAGCAAAACUAAAUGAUAUGGGUUUUUUGACUAUUAACUCGCAACCAGCUGUGGACGGCGCACGUAGCGACGACCGGGUGCAUGGCUGGGGACCUACAAAUGGCUAUGUAUACCAGAAGGCCUACCUUGAGUUCUUCGUAUCACCUGGACUCUUGGAUGCUCUCCUCCCUCAUAUCGAACGAGACGUCAACAUAACUUACUAUGUGAUUAACAAGCGCGGUGACCUCCGUACGAAUACCCAUUCUGAAGGUCCCAACGCGGUUACGUGGGGGGUGUUUCCAAACAAGGAGAUUGUACAGCCGACUAUUGUAGAAGCUAUUAGCUUCAUGGCUUGGAAGGAUGAGGCCUACGAGCUCGGCCGUCAAUGGAGCAAGUACUAUGAACCGGAAUCUCAAACGCGUAAGCUUAUAGACGACAUCAUGGAGACAUACUACCUUGUGAAUGUCGUUCACAACGAUUACAAGAAGCCCGAGGCUAUCUUCGAGCCGUUCUUCAAGGCUGGCGCAGAAUUUACAGCAUUGCAGAUUGGCCAGUCUUCGAUGCUCAGGGAUAAUUGA
Fibroporia radiculosa is the source of this 1812-nucleotide messenger RNA. RefSeq lists its product as uncharacterized. Gene Ontology annotation, biological process: tetrahydrofolate interconversion. Gene Ontology annotation, cellular component: cytosol. The record is from RefSeq and is a predicted model, not a curated record. The coding region runs from base 1 to 1812 and encodes 603 amino acids. Gene Ontology annotation, molecular function: FAD binding; methylenetetrahydrofolate reductase [NAD(P)H] activity. The transcript has 8 exons. Lineage: Eukaryota; Fungi; Basidiomycota; Agaricomycetes; Polyporales; Fibroporiaceae.